AUGACAAUAGCCUCGAUCCUGACGCCGCACUGGGUGUCGUACUCGGUGACGGCCGACAACACGGGGUCGACCUUCACCAAGCACAUCGGUUUGCACACGAGCUGCUCGUCGGUCGACGAACCGUCCUGCCGGCCCUUCCCCACCGACGACGACUGCCGCGACGACAAGUUCUUCUGCUCCAUGUGGCGCAGCAGCGGCUUCCUGCUGUCCUUCGCCACCAUCGUCGAGCUCGCCACCCUCAUCACCUUCCUCGUCGUCAUGGCCGGCGGCAAGUACAAGCGCGAGAUGGGCUGGAAGCUGAUCGGCGGCUUCCUGAUGGCCGAUGCUGUGGUGGAGUUUGCGAGCAUGGGCAUUGUGGCCUAUCUCUUCGACAACGACUCCCAGUUCGCCAUUCCCGGGUGGGAGCUCGACUGGUCCUUCGUCCUGUGUACCAUCAGCGCCAGCGUGUCGGUCUUGAUAGCAGCAAGUCUGGCCGCCUCGGCUUGGGUUCUGCCGCCCGAGGACGACUACGAAUACCUCGACGAUCCCGAAGAUCCCUUCGAUGCGUAA
Messenger RNA from Anthostomella pinea, 549 nucleotides. The record is from the annotation of a GenBank genome assembly. NCBI's taxonomy places the organism in Eukaryota, Fungi, Ascomycota, Sordariomycetes, Xylariales, Xylariaceae.